This is a messenger RNA of Kluyveromyces marxianus DMKU3-1042, 912 nucleotides long. It is a transcript of the gene LST8, whose product is annotated as TOR complex subunit LST8. Gene Ontology annotation, molecular function: protein binding. The transcript has a single exon. Bases 1 to 912 code for a protein of 303 amino acids. The record is from RefSeq and is a predicted model, not a curated record. Gene Ontology annotation, biological process: regulation of actin cytoskeleton organization; TOR signaling. Lineage: Eukaryota; Fungi; Ascomycota; Saccharomycetes; Saccharomycetales; Saccharomycetaceae. Gene Ontology annotation, cellular component: TORC2 complex; TORC1 complex.
AUGUCUGUUAUUCUUGCUAGUGCAGGAUAUGACCACACGAUUAGGUUCUGGGAGGCUUUGACCGGGGUUUGCUCGCGCACAAUUCAGCAUGCGGACUCACAAGUGAAUCGAUUGGAGAUCACUUCCGAUAAGAAGUAUCUGGCUGCAGCUGGACACUUGCAUGUGCGACUAUACGAUAUUAGAUCGAAUAAUCCAAAUCCAGUUUCGUCGUUCGAGGGUCACAAGGGUAACGUGACUUCGAUUGCGUUUCAACAGGAGAAUCGAUGGAUGGUAUCAUCGAGCGAGGACGGGACCAUCAAGGUGUGGGACGUGCGGUCACCUUCUGUGCAGAGGAAUUACAAGCAUAACGCUCCUGUGAACGAGGUGGCGAUUCAUCCUAAUCAGGGGGAGCUGAUUUCGUGCGACCAGGACGGGAAUAUCAGGAUCUGGGACCUUGGGGAGAAUCAGUGCACAAAUCAGCUGACCCCCGAGGACAAUACCCCAUUGCAGUCGUUGUCUGUUGCGAGCGACGGAUCGAUGUUGGUUGCAGGGAAUAACAAGGGGAAUUGUUAUGUGUGGCGUAUGCCACAUCAUACGGAUGCAUCUACUUUAGAACCGGUGACGAAGUUCAAAUCGCACACCAAGUAUAUUACAAGAGUGCUUCUUUCAGCGGACGUGAAACAUUUAGCCACAUGUUCUGCGGAUCACACAGCAAGGGUGUGGAAUAUAGAGGAUAACUACCAGUUAGAAACCACUUUGGAUGGACAUCAAAGAUGGGUCUGGGACUGUACGUUUUCCGCUGACAGUGCCUACUUGGUCACUGCUUGUUCCGACCACUAUGUACGGUUGUGGGACCUUUCCACCAGCGAGAUUGUAAGGCAAUAUGGAGGGCAUCACAAGGGCGCCGUUUGCGUUGCGUUAAAUGAUGUUUGA